GGGUACUACUUAUGGUGCAGAAGGUGAGGUUUCACCCUUGUUUUUGAUGAGUGGGAGAGAACUCAUUGUAUGUUCUGAAUCUGGGAACUAAAACAUAAAGAGCGAAAUCUCGUGAAGUAAGCAGCUACAAUGAUGAUGAACAAGUCACUUUUCUUGACUUACCUUUACCUAUUAAUCUACAUUUUGCUGUCAUCUGGAGUUAUUCUGUACAACAAGUGGGUUCUCUCUCCAAAAUACUUCAAUUUUCCCUUUCCUAUCACUCUCACUAUGAUCCAUAUGGGCUUUUCUGGAGCAGUAGCAUUCUUUCUUGUUCGUGUUUUUAAGGUUGUUACUCCGGUUAAAAUGACAUUUGAAAUAUAUGCAACAUGUGUAGUUCCCAUCAGUGCUUUCUUCGCAUCAAGUCUGUGGUUUGGCAACACUGCAUACUUGCAUAUAUCUGUGGCCUUCAUUCAAAUGCUGAAAGCAUUAAUGCCAGUAGCAACACUUAUCAUGGCAGUCCUAUGUGGCACUGACAAGCUGAGGUGGGAUGUUUUACUGAACAUGUUGCUGGCAUAUUUGCAGAAGCUUUGA
Molecule: messenger RNA, 570 nt
Organism: Lactuca saligna
Lineage: Eukaryota; Viridiplantae; Streptophyta; Magnoliopsida; Asterales; Asteraceae
Source: the annotation of a GenBank genome assembly